Molecule: messenger RNA, 4244 nt
Organism: Physella acuta
Lineage: Eukaryota; Metazoa; Mollusca; Gastropoda; Physidae
Molecular function (GO): protein binding
Source: RefSeq, a predicted model, not a curated record
CAAUGCAAGCAGGAACUGAAACCAAGUAAUAUUGUAUUAAUAUUCCUAUAGUAGAGGUAGACUCUUACUUAAGUCUUUUAGUAGGUAGGCCUAUGUCAAACUGAUUUUUAAAACGGCCCCAUAGCUUUUUGAACUAAAUUCUAAGAUCAUGGAUACCAAAUUAGGGUAAUCUAUCGUUUUAGAUGCUCAUCAUGAUGUGAAACAAACAAACUGUCCAUGAACAAUAUUGAUGGAAUUGGGGAACCAGUUUAUGUGUGUUCAAGCAAGUUUGAAUGAGAAACUAACAUUUAAUCAGAAAUGGGUAAAGAAGGUGAGCUGCUUAAAGCUAUCAAAGAGAAAGAUAAUAUGAAAGUGCAGAAACUUCUUUCAACGACAGUGAAGAAAAAAAAAGAUGAAAGUCUCUAUUGGCAGACAGGAAAAUGUGAUGAGAAGUUAAUUCGUGUCGAGUUGAGGCACAUAGACGUCAACACACGGGAGCCUGAAACACUUUAUACACCACUUCUUUUAGCUGUACUACAUGGUUCAAAAGAAAUAGCUGAGAAACUUAUUUUGCACUGCGCUGAUGUAAAAGCUCGGGAUGUAAAGGGUAACACUGGAUUACACCUUGCUGUAUUUCAUGGACGCUAUGACCUAGUAGAACUCUUAUUGCUCAAUGGUGCCGAGGUGAAUGCUGAAAAUGAGGAUGGAAACACUGCGUUACACAUUUCCUGUCAGGGACAAGCAGUUAUGGACAUGAGGGUCAAGAUUAUAAAAACUUUAAUCAAAAAAAAUGCCAUUGUGUGGACAAAAAAUAAAUAUAAUCUCACACCACUGGAUAUUGCUGCCACAUUUAAUAGGAAAGAUGCCAUAACUGCACUGCUUGAUUACGCCCCACAUCUGAUGGAUAACCAUUGUGCUAUUGUUGAAGCUUCCAUACGUGGUUUUAAAGAUGCCGUAGAAAUUCUGCUUGACUAUGGUGUAAAUCCUAACUAUUUAGAUGAUAAUUAUGGGUCUACUGCAUUACAUGAAGCUGUAAGAUUCAGCAGAACUGAGGUUGUGGAGCUUUUGCUUGCUUUCCAGGCGGAUCCCAAUUUCCCAAACAUGAAAAAAGAGACACCAAGAUCUCUUGUUGCACAGUUGCCUUCUCGUGUUGCGGAGAGAAUGGUACAGAUUUUUGAAGAGCAACCCAGUAAAGUGCCAAGAUCACCACAGAAACUUGAAAGAACCACAACUCCAUUAACACCACAAGAACGAGAGAGCAAAUGGGGUCAUAUUAAAGAUUAUCCUGUGCUACCCAAUGAUCUAACAUGGACACAGAAUCGACCACUUUUUUGUAGUUCUUGCACUGAGAAGAAUCCAAAUAGUCAUAUAUUGGAUGGAAAUCCACGAACCUUCUGGGUGGUCCCUGUGCUCCAUGAUGCUUGGACAGUGCUUGACCUUCACACAGAUCACAUGAUCACUGGUAUAACUGUUUACGGCUGGAACAGCCCACAAAUGUUAAAAACAUUUCAACUUCAAACUUCUAACUCAUUAGAUGGUCAGUGGAUUACUGUCACAUCUCAUACUUGUGAUCUACUUGGAAGUACUGAUAUCAGAGAACCAGCAUUCCCUCAGAAGUUCAGCGGUUUCACCUUCCAAAGCCAGUACAUCCGGUUAUACCUGGUUGAUAACCAUGGUGGCAGCUACAUUUGCUUUCAGGGCAUUGAACUCCAUGGUGUAGACUGUAAAAUAAGAGACACCCUUCAAGACUGUGGACUACACAAGAUGGAAGAUGACUUCAUUUGUAAGGGAUUAAACACAUGGAAACGUUUCCUAGAUGUCACACAAGAGACAGUUGAUGAAUUGGUCAGUGACCCAGGGAAGAAAGCUGCACUAUGGGAAGCUGUCUAUAGAGGAAGGAGGGCAAUGUAUAAAAUGACCAUGCUAACCUGGCUAACAGCACCAGCUGCAACAGUUUUUGAUGGAGAGAACUUGCCAGAUUUUUGUGUACAGUCAGACCCUGGGGUUACAGAGGUGCUGGAGCUGGUGGUCCAAAAUGCACAAGUUUCAGGAAAUAGGUGUAAACGUCUGAUUCCCAAUGGAGAAGGAAAACCAGCGGUGGCAGUUUUUUCAGAGAUUUCUAUUACACCUGCUGGAAUGUAUUAUCUGAUGGUAAAGGGAGUGACAACAGAAAUUACUCUUCUCUCCCCUCGACCAACUGAAGUCCGUCCAAAGUUCCGGUCAGAAAAAGACAUAUCUUCAGCCUUUGAUGAGAUCCAACAGAUGAUCAGUGAGGUGCAAGCUACACUACCAUCACAUUGUUGACAGUGAGGUGCUAGCUACACUACCAUCACAUUGUUGACAGUGAGGUGCUAGCUACACUACCAUCACAUUGUUGACAGUGAGGUGCUAGCUACACUACCAUCACAUUGUUGACAGUGAGGUGCUAGCUACACUACCAUCACAUUGUUGACAGUGAGGUGCUAGCUACACUACCAUCACAUUGUUGACAGUGAGGUGCUAGCUACACUACCAUCACAUUGUUGACAGUGAGGUGCUAGCUACACUACCAUCACAUUGUUGACAGUGAGGUGCUAGCUACACUACCAUCACAUUGUUGACAGUGAGGUGCUAGCUACACUACCAUCACAUUGUUGACAGUGAGGUGCUAGCUACACUACCAUCACAUUGUUGACAGUGAGGUGCUAGCUACACUACCAUCACAUUGUUGACAGUGAGGUGCUAGCUACACUACCAUCACAUUGUUGACAGUGAGGUGCUAGCUACACUACCAUCACAUUGUUGACAGUGAGGUGCUAGCUACACUACCAUCACAUUGUUGACAGUGAGGUGCUAGCUACACUACCAUCACAUUGUUGACAGUGAGGUGCUAGCUACACUACCAUCACAUUGUUGACAGUGAGGUGCUAGCUACACUACCAUCACAUUGUUGACAGUGAGGUGCUAGCUACACUACCAUCACAUUGUUGACAGUGAGGUGCUAGCUACACUACCAUCACAUUGUUGACAGUGAGGUGCUAGCUACACUACCAUCACAUUGUUGACAGUGAGGUGCUAGCUACACUACCAUCACAUUGUUGACAGUGAGGUGCUAGCUACACUACCAUCACAUUGGUGAAAAAAUCCUCUGAAAUCUUGUUACUUAUAACGCAGCAUUGUGACAAAACAAUUUAUUUUAUUUUUACUCAAAAGGGCUUUGUAAAUAGAAUUAGAAUGCAUAACUAGAAUCACUGACAAUCAAAAGGUCCUUAAAAGAAAUAUGGUAUAUAAAUUCAUUUCUUAAAUGUUUUCAAUUCGUCCUUUAGUCAUAAAUAAUAGUAACAAAGCUGCUAGAAUCAUUGUUAUCGAUUUUAAAAAUAUAGUCUAUAUAGAUGUAAAAAUGGCAAUUUUAAUAUUUGCUUCUAUAACUUUGUAGUGUCUGAAAACUUUUGAAGUGCAGCAUCCAAAGUUUGUAUAAAAAGUGUUUUUGUACAAUAUUUUUGUACAGUGAUAACCAAUUUUGAUGUCAUCAACUCAUAUCUCUAUUAAAUUCUUAGUAUAUCCAAUAAGUUUACUUCAACUUUUGUUAGGAUGAAGUAAUGAUAAAAAUAAUAAGCCCACCACAAUAUAUUUCUCAAUUAUACAUUUUUUCUGUUCAAUUUUAAGUUGUUCCAUUUUCUUAUGCUGUAGUUAGACUUUAAUGUUAUUUUAUCUGAUUUUUCUAGUGAGCAUAUUUUGUUUUAAAAUGGUUUUAGUUUUAGAUUUUUAUUUUUAAAUUUCAUGUUAAUUUUUUUAUUCAACAAUGUUCUUAUCUUUUUCAUUGUGGCCACCAAUACUUAUUAUAUUAUAGAAUCUGUUUCUUGCUGAUGUUUCUACUCAGGUUAAAAUUACCUUCAGCCUAUCAUAAUCUCUGACACUUGUUAUUGUUUAAUGAGGUAUUUUUUUUUCUUAAAAAAUUUACCUCUUCUUUUUACUCUAGUGUUACAUUAUUUUGUUUUUAUUAAACAUUAGUGAUUGUUGCUGAUUGUUAUAAAUAAUUUUUAAAUAAUGUGAUAGUUUGACAUAUUGUGAAUUGAAAACUUUUAAGUCAAAUCAAAUAUUCUGAAAGAGACAUCAUAUUAAAACAAAAAAUAGUUUCAGAAAAGCAAAAACUAGUGAUGUGAUAUGAAGCUAUUUUUAUUGAUAAGAAAAUAUCCAGUAUUUACAUUGUUUAUCCACAUUUCUGUAAAACCAUGAAAUAUACACAGUAUAAUGGUGAGAGAAGGAAUAAAAUUGUGAUUAAGUUU